AUGCCCCACGCUGAUUCUGACACUAUGGCUGAACCUGUCGUCAACGGCGAGAAGGUCCAUUCUCAAUUCAUCGAUGUAGGCAUUCCCAACACUCCAUCAGAUGAUCUCACUUGCAUUUGCAUCCAGAUCCAGAUUCAGAUAGAACUAACCUUUCUCAAACCCCAGCACCUGACUUCCUACCCCGUCGUCUCAGACACUAUCACCCUCUUCAAGACCAACCCAUACGGCGCCAAGUCUCUCGAAUUCGCAGACCAAGGUUAUACUCGCCUCGCCAAGCCCGUUCUACCAUACUUCUCUACUCCAUACAGCUACAUCGCUCCCUAUGUGACUCGUGCCGAUUCACUGGGUGACAAGGGUCUAAGCCAGAUCGACACUCGCUUCCCUAUCAUCCGUGAAGAUGCUCAGAAGAUCCGUGGCACAAUCUACAACCAUGCUUCUUACCCUGUCCGCUUUGCAGGUGACAUCAAAACCCAUGUCUUUGACACCUAUGGCACCGAGUAUAAGAAAGCUGGAGGCGCUGGCCUCGUGAACACAGGGAAAGCCGCUUUCACCACUAGCUUGCUGCUGUCGCAGGAGUCGUUGGGUUGGGUGUAUGGACUUGUUCAGAGAACCAAGGAAGAGGUGAAAGAGGCUGUCCACGAAAAAACCAACCACUGA
This is a messenger RNA of Penicillium angulare, 657 nucleotides long. Its product is annotated as putative pathogenesis associated protein Cap20. The record is from RefSeq and is a predicted model, not a curated record. The transcript has a single exon. The coding region runs from base 1 to 657 and encodes 218 amino acids. Lineage: Eukaryota; Fungi; Ascomycota; Eurotiomycetes; Eurotiales; Aspergillaceae.